CCCUGAGAGUGGGCGUUGUAAUGCAACAGCAGCGAUCGAUUGAUUUUGAAUGUGCCUGAGGACUACUUUGUUGUAGGAAGACCCAAAAAUCAUGAGUGGUUUCGCAGCCCUGAUCGCUUUUCUGACUUGCAUGGUGCUGUCAGAGGCCCAGCAUGAACCUGGGUCCUGUGUUUUCUAUGAGGAGUGUGGCAAGAACCCUACACUGGUGGGCGCCCUCAUCACCCCUAUCGUCCCCUGUUUUAAUUACAGUCCAGCCCGUGAGCUAACAGGAGAGCAUUACAAGAAACUCAAAGAGGUGUGUCCAAUGUUGGACAACGGAGAGGGCAACACAUUUGCCUGUUGCUCCAUCAAGCAACUGUCAUCCCUUGAAAGGAGUUUGACUCUGUCCAAGUCUCUGCUGGUGCGCUGCCCUUCUUGCGCUGACAACUUUGCCCACCUGCACUGCAUCAACACCUGCAGUCCAAACCAGAGUCAGUCGGUCAAAGUCACAAAGGUCAUGAACGUCACGGCCCUGAAUAGGACCAGAGAGGCCGUGGUGGCCUACCAGGCGUACCUCUCUACCAGCUUCGCAGAUGCCGCAUUUCAGUCAUGUCAAAAUGUCAGAAUACCCGCCACAGGAGGCUUCGCCAUCGGCACCAUGUGUGGCCGUUACGGCGCCAAGUUGUGCACCCCCCAGCGCUGGUACGACUUUCAGGGAGAUACGAGCAAUGGCCUGGCUCCGCUGGAUAUCGACUUCCAACUCAUUAAGCCGGGUGAAACAGAGGGAGUACCUGAGGGUGUGGUUCCUUACAGCGGAAGAGCCUUGAGUUGUAACCAGCUCACGCCCUCUGGAGGUCAGGUCUGCUCCUGUCAGGACUGCAAAGAGUCGUGCCCAAACGUUCCACCGCCCCCACUCCUGGCGGGACCCUUCAGACUUUUGGGCACGGACGGCUUCCUGGUCAUUUCUAUCAUCUCGUUCUGCCUCCUGAUAUUCGCCUUCCUCUUUUUCCUGUUCGUCUCCUGUUUUGUGAAGUCACAGAAUAAGCAGGUUGAACAGAGUGGAAAGAGAAAGAAGAAGAACCGAGACCAGAAGAGUAACGAUGUGCCUCAGCGGCUCAUUUGUCCUUCAGAGGUGACUUGCGUCGACAGGAACAGUAUGGCUGCUCAAGCCUUCCUGAGCUCAGUGUUUCAGUCAUGGGGAACAUUCAUGGCCACUUAUCCACUCACGGUUCUCCUGGUGUCGGCCAUCAUUGUCGCCGCGUUCUCCGCCGGCCUCAUGUCCCUUAAACUCACCACUGACCCGGUGGAGCUGUGGUCGGCGUCCAACAGCCGAGCCCGCCAGGAGAAGGAUUUCCAUGAUAAACACUUCGGUCCAUUCUUCAGGACCAACCAGCUGAUCUUGACAGCACCGGGCAGAAAAGGGCACAUUUAUGACUCUUUGCUCUUUGGGUCGCAAAACUUUAGCGGCCUUGUAUCUAAAGAGCUCGUCAUUGAACUGCUGCAGCUCCAAAAAAGAAUACAAAACAUUAAGUUUUGGUCAGAGGAUCUGAACCGCACAGCAAGUCUGAAGGAUGUGUGCUUCGCACCGCUCAACCCUAACAACCCGGCCCAGUUUGACUGUGCAGUCAACAGCCUGCCACAAUACUUCCAGAACAGCCUUGAUAACAUCAACGCCAAGGUGAACAUGACUGAGCUGGGGGUGACCAAAGAGGUGGACUGGAGGGACCACCUUAUUUACUGCCUCAACUCACCUCUGUCUUUCAAAGACAUCACCGAUUUAGGAAUGAGCUGCAUGGCCGACUACGGAGCUCCAGUCUUUCCCUUUCUGGCCGUAGGAGGCUACAAGGGUGAUGACUACACUAAUGCAGAGGCCUUCAUCUUGACCUUCUCCCUCAACAACUAUCCGCGGACUAACGUCAAGUUUAACGUGGCCUUGCAGUGGGAGAAAGAGUAUCUGAAAAUUGUCCAAGCCUACCAAAGAGACCCAACGGCCAACUUCACAUUUGCAUACAUGGCAGAGAGGUCUCUGGAGGACGAGAUUAAUCGCACAACAGCAGAGGACAUUCCCAUCUUCAUGAUCAGCUAUGCUGUAAUCUUUGUUUACAUCGCUGUUGCAUUGGGGGAGUACUCAUCAUGGAGGCGCAUACUGGUGGACUCAAAGUUCCUCGUAGGUCUGGGUGGGAUCUUAGUGGUCGCAUGCUCGGUGUUGGCUUCCAUGGGCUUCUACUCCUGGAUCGGUAUUCCUUCCUCGCUGGUCAUCCUGCAGGUCGUGCCUUUCCUGGUGCUCGCUGUCGGAGCCGACAACAUCUUCAUCUUUGUCCUGGAAUACCAGAGAGAUGUCCGGCGGCCCGAAGAGAAAAGAGAGCAGCAGAUUGGCCGUGUGCUUGGGAACGUGGCUCCCAGCAUGCUCCUGUGCAGUCUCUCCGAGUCUGUCUGCUUCUUUCUAGGGGCCUUGUCCACCAUGCCUGCAGUGAAGUCCUUCGCUUUGUACGCCGCUCUGGCCGUGCUCAUGGACUUUGUCCUCCAGAUGACGGCCUUCGUGGCGCUCCUGUCGCUGGAUGCCCGGCGCCAGGACGACAACCGCUGCGAGCUGUUCUGCUGCGUCACCGUGGCGACCAAGAGACCCAACAAGCCCAACGAGGGCUUCCUGCUCCCUCUCAUGAGGAAAUAUUACGCCCCCGUGCUGCUCAACCGUUACGUUCGAUUCCUCGUGAUGUUGGCGUUCCUCUUCCUGUUCAGUGCUUCGCUCUACCUCAUGUUCAACGUGACCGUGGGUCUGGACCAGGAGCUGGCCAUGCCCCAGGGCUCUUACAUGCUGGAUUAUUUCAAGUACCUGUACAAAUAUUUGGAAGUGGGAGUCCCCGUUUAUUUUGUGACAAAACGAGGCUUCAGUUUUAACACCACGGAGGGCAUGAAUGCCGUGUGUUCCAGCGUGGGCUGCGACCCCUUUUCCAUGACCCAGAAGAUUCAAUACGCCACCAAUCACCCUGAACUAUCAUAUUUGGGCAUUUCUGCAAACUCCUGGGUGGAUGAUUUCAUCGACUGGCUGAACCCUGCAUCCAGAUGUUGUCGACUUUACACCAUCGGUCCGAAUGCUGGGAAGUUUUGUCCUGCAGAUACAUCCGCUUUCUUAUGUGGACGCAAGUGUUUGCCUCGCCCCCAAGACGGGGUCCUCAGGCCCACAAUAGAAGAGUUCAACCGCUUUUUGCCUAGCUUUCUGGGGGACAGGCCUGGCCUGCAGUGUCCCAAAGGAGGACUGGGAGCCUACGACACGGCUGUGGUGAGAGACGAAAAUGGAGAAAUUAUCGGUAAGAUUUAUUUUUUUAUUUUUUUUUACGUUUUUUUUUUUAAGAGAUGUGUGAGUGACGGAGCUUUUCUGCCUGGACACACACACAUAGCCUCCCGUUUCAUGGCUUACCACACGCCUCUGGCCAACUCUCAAGAGUUCACUGCAGCUUUACUGAGUGCCAGAGAGCUGGCCGACAACAUCACUGACAGCAUGAGGAAAGUUCCUGGAACCUCACCGGACUUUGAAGUCUUCCCUUACACGGUGACCAACGUGUUCUAUGAGCAAUACCUGACUAUCGUACCCGAGGGCCUCUUCAACAUCUCCCUGUGUCUGCUGCCAACCUUUGUGGUUUGCUGUCUGCUGCUGGGUUUGGACCUGCGCUCCGGCCUGCUCAACCUCAUCACCAUCAUCAUGAUCACCGUGGACACCGUCGGGGUGAUGACACUCUGGGACAUCCACUACAACGCCGUCGCCCUGAUCAACCUGGUCACGGCGGUGGGCAUCUCUGUGGAGUUUGUGUCCCACAUGACAAGAUCUUUCGCACUCAGCACCAAGCCCACCCGUGUGGAGCGAGCAAAGGAGGCGACGGCCAACAUGGGCAGCGCAGUGUUUGCUGGUGUUGCCAUGACCAACCUGCCCGGCAUCCUGGUGUUAGCCUUUGCCAAAGCCCAACUCAUCCAGAUCUUCUUUUUCCGCCUCAACCUGGUCAUCACACUCCUGGGGAUGGCUCAUGGACUCAUCUUCCUCCCUGUGGUGCUAAGCUACUUUGGGCCCGGCGUGAAUAAAGCGGUGCUGUUGCAAAUCCAGCAGGAGGAAUGGAAGGCCCGCCAGGAGCUGGAGAUGAGAAACAACAUGAGACAAUUCUAUCACAACAUGAGCUACCAGGACGACGAGGCCAAGGAACAGGUGCACUCCCAGCCCCAGACGCACAUCAGGGAACAAGAGGAGGACAGGGUUGACCGAUUCUGAGCGGCACAAUUGUUGUGACAAGUUUAUUAUACCUCACCAACAAACUGACGUAGAGAUGGACAAACAAUAGUGUGGGGAGAUCUUAGUCUCCAAUUGGAAAUGAUUAACCUGAACAUGUACCUCAAUUAUGGACUGAACACAACACAGUGCAGUAUUCUCCUCCCACUAGUGCAGUGUUUUUCAACCUUUUUUGAGCCAAGGCACAUUUUUUUCAUAAAAAAAAAUACGGAGGCACACCACCAGCAGAAAAGGUUAAAAAAUGAACCUCCACCAGGUUGUUGUGACUUAUUUUGAGUUUGUCGUUGUUUCCAGUGUGUCGUGCUUUAGUUCCUGUCUUGCGCUGUUAUUUUGGUGACCCUUCGUGUUUUGUUGGUGUUCUCCUGUAGCAGCGUCACACCUUCCUUUGAGUGCUAUUGCCCGCAUCCGUUUUGUUUUCGCAAUCAAGACUAUAUUGAAGUUGUGCGUACGCUAUCCUUCUAUGUGGGGACAUUGUGUCGUGUAUGGAUGUGCUUUGUGGACGCUGUCUUUGCUCCACACGCUGUAAGUUUUUGCUGUCGUCCAGCAUUCUGUUUUUGUUUACUUUGUAGCCAGUUCAGUUUUACUUUUGUUUUACAUAGCCAUCCCUAUGUUUCAGUGCCUUUUCCUAGCGGGACUUGCCUUUUGUUAAUUUUUGGUUUAAGCGUUACAUACCUUUUUACCUGCACACUGUCUCCCGCUGUGCUCUGCAUAUUGGGAUCACGACAAACCAUCCUUGACGCGUUCCGACUUCUACACAGCAAUGAACUACCUGCUGCCACCUACUGAUAUGGAAUAGGGAGUAUUACAAGAUUACCCUGCCAAGCUCUACACAGCACAGGCACAAGACAACGGCACAUUAUUAUGAUUAUUGAUUUGCAAAACAUAUUUAUUGGACCAAUUAGGUGAAGUUGCAUAAUUUCCCACGGCACACCAGACAAUAUCUUACGGCACACUAGUGUGUCGCGGCACAGUGGUUGAAAAUCACUGCACUAGUGGACACCAGCACUGUGGAAUAAGGACAGCACAUGGACACAUGUUCUUGGAAUUUCCUACUUAAAAAAAAAAAAAUUAAUUGUUUUGCGUAUGCAUUACAUUAGCACUGUUUUACAUGAAAUAACACACUCCAGCAUUUCCGCAAAAAAACCCAAGUUGGACUUUGAACUUGUUGUUGUUGCAGGAUCUUUGUAAUGAUCAUUGUAGCUUAUUCUCACACUGGUUCUGCUCCGUGAGGCAGAAAUGUCAACUUUUUUUUUUUUUUGCACCAUACUUGUAGAUGUUGCACACCGGCUUUAUGGACGAUUGGAUAGAGGCUGUAUUUAUGUUGUCAAGUUGAAGGGAGGAGAACUUUUUCCUCCUACUCCUCCUACCUCUCUAAUAAAGCUCACCAAGUCGUUGUCAAUUUUCAAAGAAUUAC
This is a messenger RNA of Entelurus aequoreus (snake pipefish), 5669 nucleotides long. It is a transcript of the gene npc1l1, whose product is annotated as NPC1-like 1. Lineage: Eukaryota; Metazoa; Chordata; Actinopteri; Syngnathiformes; Syngnathidae. Bases 92 to 4237 code for a protein of 1381 amino acids. Gene Ontology annotation, cellular component: membrane. The record is from RefSeq and is a predicted model, not a curated record. Gene Ontology annotation, molecular function: lipid carrier activity. The transcript has 20 exons.